AUCUUUUUAAAUCAGCAGCAUAACUGCGUCCCCCUUAUCCACGCCCCGCGCUGCUGUCUGUCUUUACGUGCAUUUCAUAAACGAUUCAGAGGAAGGAAGAAAGGGGGAGGAUAAACGCAGCAUAUCAACAGCAAUCAUGUCAAAUCGCACAUCACGCCCGAAGCCACCUCCGCCAGGCAACGAGGAAGCCUCUGCGUCGCUGAACCUGGGCGAGUUUCAGCAUGUCGAUACUCUCACGCUUUCAGAAGCCGCGCUGGUUCUCAAUGCGCUGGUUGCGAAGCGCCGAAACGAUCGCAAGAAUGUCAACGAGACGGAGAUGCUGAACCAAACUCUCAACUAUCUGGAUCACUUUGCGCGGUUCACGCAGAAGGAGAACGUCGAGGCUGUGGAGCGUCUGCUCAGUGCUCACAAGGACCUGGCCAAGUUUGAGCGCGCACAACUUGGAUCGCUCUGCUGUGAAAACGCUGAUGAAGCCAAGACUCUGAUUCCAUCUCUUGCGGACAAGAUCAAGGACGAAGACCUACAAGACCUACUCGAUGAGAUUUCGAAGCUUCAGAACCGAUAAUGCUCAAGAGAUGUUGCGUUGCGCUCGUCUCUUCUUCUGGAUAUAUAGCUGCGACGAUUGUUGAUACAUUGCUCCAUGGAGAAUCGAGAUUACUAGACUGCUGAUGUUCGGUUACGCAAAGACGGAUGGAUUCAGAGGGAUCAAGGCUGCAAGCUGUUCGCAUCAUACUCGCCUUUUUUUUUUUCUUUUUCCUUUUUUAAACAACAUUUAUUCUGCCUUUUUUUUUUUUUCUACUGUUUCUUGGGCGCUUGGGGCAAGGGUCAUAAAAUUUUGGUUUGCAACGCGGACAUUUAUAAAAUACGGUAGGGCAGCUACCAAAUACCCCUUGAUAAUCUGUGGGAACGACUUUGAUUAUAUUAUGUCGGCUAGACAAGUUAUAUGCGCGACCGUGCUAUCUCGCAGAGGUGAUUAUGAAAAGGAUAUCAUUUAAAAAUCAUUCAUACCAAUUUCCUCCCUCUCCGUGUUGUUCCUGCUCUCAUAGUAUUAUGAAGCACAGUUGCUGGAAAUUGACAUGCGAUGGAAAUGGGCACAGAAUGCAUUGCCUAUCGCAUCUUUUCGGGAAUCAGUAUUGCCGAGAUGCCGUUUCUUCAAUCUUCCUCUUCACACCUAUCUGGUCUUCUCCUAUGUUUAUCCUAGGUUCUUGUACUGAUCCCAGUGAUUGACAUACACUGGUUUGCCAUCAUCUAUCGGCACCGACGUAAGGUUAGCACGAGGGUCCAUAGUGGUGACUUCCUGAACGGGCUCAAGCCGAGAUAGUUUAGGAGUGUUUGUGCUUGGGCCUGAGACGCUCAUGGCGGGCAGCUCUAUCGGGGCAGCGCUGCUUCCAUCCAUCUCAAAGGCGCCGCUAGCUGGAGAAUACGGAUCUUCAGGCUUAUCUGCUCGGCCUAAGGUUCGUUUUGUUAGUGAGAACAGCUGAAUGACCCGUCUUUAUGGGCCACUGCGAAUCAAAACUUACCUCCAAACGGGGCAAAGGGAUCACUGCUCCCCUGAGUGCUUGUGGUAUGGGCCGACACAGGAUGGGGGAAAUGCUUUUCUUCGACUACAUCAUCCCGACCGGUGUCUUGAUGGGGAUCAAAAUCGGCUUCGGAUCUGCGUUGCUUCUUGCGACGCCGCAGCGUAAGCACUGUGACGACGAUGAGGGCGAUGAGGGCGACGCCGCCGACGGCGAUUCCGACAAUGGCCCCCGGUGAGAGUGGGCUCGCUCCCGAGUUUGCGGGAGAGGUUGCGGCGUUUCUGGCGCCUGUGGACGAAGGAAAUGCUGUUCC
Messenger RNA from Trichoderma atroviride IMI 206040, 1830 nucleotides. RefSeq lists its product as uncharacterized. Gene Ontology annotation, cellular component: RNA polymerase II, core complex. Gene Ontology annotation, biological process: transcription initiation at RNA polymerase II promoter. Lineage: Eukaryota; Fungi; Ascomycota; Sordariomycetes; Hypocreales; Hypocreaceae. Gene Ontology annotation, molecular function: translation initiation factor binding; nucleotide binding. The record is from RefSeq and is a predicted model, not a curated record.